This is a messenger RNA of Dentiscutata heterogama, 153 nucleotides long. The record is from the annotation of a GenBank genome assembly. NCBI's taxonomy places the organism in Eukaryota, Fungi, Glomeromycota, Glomeromycetes, Diversisporales, Gigasporaceae.
AUGUCUUCGAAUAAUGAAAAUGACCGAGUUCCAAUAGAAUGGGGUACCUUCGUCCCAUACGAAUCGAUUGAAAAUCUCCAUAAUGCUGCCAAACAUUUUGAAAUAGACGUAUUGAACUCCUGCGAAUGGGUAGCAACUGAAAAAAUUGAUGGA